UAUCAUUAGCACCUCCAGUGACAUUAGGGCCGCUGCAAACAUGGAAGAUCUGGACAAGGAACAAAUUUCUAUGCUCAAGUCAACCUUUGAUGCCUUUGACGUCGACAGAAAAGGUUACAUAGAAGCUGACAUGAUUGGUACCAUCAUGGACAUGCUAGGAACCCAUGUGAUGGCAGAGGAACUAGACACCAUUGUUUCUGAAAUUGACGAGGAUGGUAAUGGGGAAGUCAGCUUUGAGGAAUUUGCAAAUUUGGCUGCCAGGUUCUUGGUGGAGGAAGAGGAUGAAGACACUGAGGCCAUACAAAUGGAACUGAAGGGUGCAUUUCGAUUGUACGACCGUGAUGGCAAUGGUUUUAUUACAAUUGAGGUGUUGAGGGAAAUCCUGAGGGAAUUGGAUGAGAAAUUAUCUGAAGACGAUUUGGACAACAUGGUUGAUGAAAUUGACACUGACGGAUCUGGUACUGUUGAUUGGGAAGAGUUCAAAGCUGUAAUGAUCGGUUAAUUUUUAAAUCAGACACAUCAUGUAUAGCCCCUUGUAGAAUGUUUAAGGUUUUUCACCAUUUUUCAAUAAAAAACCUACACC
Molecule: messenger RNA, 583 nt
Organism: Anoplophora glabripennis (Asian longhorned beetle)
Lineage: Eukaryota; Metazoa; Arthropoda; Insecta; Coleoptera; Cerambycidae
Product: troponin C, isotype gamma-like
Exons: 6
Coding region: 41-502 (153 amino acids)
Molecular function (GO): enzyme regulator activity; calcium ion binding
Source: RefSeq, a predicted model, not a curated record